This is a messenger RNA of Macrosiphum euphorbiae (potato aphid), 807 nucleotides long. The record is from the annotation of a GenBank genome assembly. NCBI's taxonomy places the organism in Eukaryota, Metazoa, Arthropoda, Insecta, Hemiptera, Aphididae.
AUGAAGGUGUCCUACGCAGUCGCCCUCCUGUUGGCCGUCGUGGCAGCCGCUUCGUCGACGGAAGUCCAAAAGUCCACCGCCGCCGCCCCGUCACCGGUACAGUCGCCGACGGCUUACCCAGGACCAGGAGGCGUACCGUAUCCGGCACAGAGCUACCAGUACACGUCCGAGUACGCCGGACCGAUGGCCAAGUCAUCGUUCGGACCAAAGGCCGCUGUCCCGUCGUCUGCUUUCGCCGCCUACCAACCGUACCAGCAACACCAGCAGUACAACUUCGGACCUCAACAACAGUACUACCCGGGUUCCGGAUACCCCGCAGCAGCCGGACAGUACCCAUCCCCGUACUCUGGACAUCCGUCGACCGGCGCCGCCUACCCGACCCCGUACUCGGCUUACCCGUACUCGGCCCAACCGUACUCUGCUCAACCGUACUCUGCCCAACCGUACAACGGCGGCUCUUACUCGUCAUAUCCAGCCGCCUUCCCGUCGUACUACGGUAGUCAAUUCGGCGUGCCGUCAGCCGCCGGUCCAUACAACAGUCACUACUCCGCUGCCGCCGCCGCUCCGUACAACGUCCACUACUCGGGUGCCGCAGCCCCGACCGUCACCCCGUACUCGGCCCUGCCGUCCGCUUACCCACAACAACCGCUGCAGCACUCGUCGUCGUUCUACAACAGCGGCGCCGCCGGCCAACAGUACGGCCCGUCCCAACAGUACCCGUCACAGCAGUACCAGUCGUUCUACGCCAACUCUCCGGCCGCCGCCUCAGCCGCAUCCGAUUCGGUCAAUAAGGCCGAAAAGAAAUAA